Molecule: messenger RNA, 933 nt
Organism: Perognathus longimembris pacificus (Pacific pocket mouse)
Lineage: Eukaryota; Metazoa; Chordata; Mammalia; Rodentia; Heteromyidae
Product: putative olfactory receptor 5AK3
Exons: 1
Coding region: 1-933 (310 amino acids)
Biological process (GO): sensory perception of smell; G protein-coupled receptor signaling pathway
Cellular component (GO): membrane
Molecular function (GO): G protein-coupled receptor activity; olfactory receptor activity; odorant binding
Source: RefSeq, a predicted model, not a curated record
AUGACGAGAGGAAAUGGUACUGAAGUCACUGGUUUCUAUCUUCUGGGGUUCAGCGUCCAGCAAGACUUGCAGUACAUCCUCUUCGUGUUAUUCCUCGCCAUCUACCUGACGUCCAUGGUGGGUAAUGCUGGAAUGAUCCUACUCAUCAACACGGACGCCAGACUUCAGACACCCAUGUACUUUUUCUUACAGCAUUUGGCGUUCGUGGACAUCUGCUACACAUCUGCCAUCACUCCCAAGAUGCUGCAAAGUUUUGUCGUAGAGAACAAAUCCAUAUCCUUUGGAGGGUGCGUCAUGCAAUUGUUGGUCUAUGCAGCCUUCGCCACCGCUGACUGUUACCUCCUAGCAGUGAUGGCGGUGGACCGCUACGUAGCCAUCUGUAAGCCACUCCGUUACCCUACCAUCAUGUCCCGAAAAGUCUGCCUCCUGUUGGUGGCUGGCUCCUAUCUCGUGGGGUCAAUUAAUUCCUCUGUGCACACGGGUUUUACCUUUUCGCGGUCAUACUGUAAGUCCAACCACAUCAACCACUUUUUCUGUGAUGUGCCCCCAAUUAUCAGCCUUUCGUGCUCCAGCAUUCGUAUCAACGUCAUGCUGCUUCUCACCUUUGUGGGGUUUAACCUGAUGUUCACUGUGUCUGUGGUGGUCGUCUCCUAUGUGUACAUCAUGGCCACCAUCGUGAAGAUGGCUUCUACUGCAGGGAGGAAGAAAACCUUUUCCACCUGUGCCUCCCACCUCACAGCCGUGACCAUUUUCUAUGGGACCCUCUGUUACAUGUACUUGCAGCCCCACUCCGCUCAGUCCCAGGAGAACAUGAAAGUGGCCUCUACGUUUUAUGGCAUUGUGAUUCCUAUGCUGAACCCUCUCAUCUACAGCUUGAGAAAUAAAGAGGUAAAAGAAGCAUUUAGGACAAUAGGCAAAAGGUUUUCUAGGUGA